Prorocentrum cordatum is the source of this 513-nucleotide messenger RNA. NCBI's taxonomy places the organism in Eukaryota, Dinophyceae, Prorocentrales, Prorocentraceae. The record is from the annotation of a GenBank genome assembly.
ACGGACAACCCCUUUAUACGCGACGACGCCACCGACCGCGACGUGCGCCGCGCAGUCAUCGUCGACCAACCGUGGGGCAAUAUCAGCGACGACAGUGAUCGCGACAAAGUACGUCUGACACAAUCUCUUUACAACAGGGAUGGUGCUGAAGAGGACCUACUGGGGGCGCGCUAUAAACCGUGCUGCCAGCAGCUCGAGAAGCGCUGCGAGUUCUCCAUCGACGAACAGAGUGGGAUCCACGCCAGGUACCAGCCCAGCAUCACCAACGCGCCCCCCAGCUCCAUGGCCAAUUCAGAGAACGACAUCGCCGCAGGGCCCGACCUACUCGCGUUCGCCAAACUCCUGGCGAACGCGUUCCAUGCGCCAGGCGCAGCAACGCUACAUCCACCGUGGGCUACUUCGAUGGUUGACAAGUCCCACAGGCACAUCGCGCCGCCGACAACUUACCAGCAGCCCGACUACGUUGAGCUACAAGGCGGCGACGACCACGCCGCAGACCUGUUCGACCACUAG